CCAAUAUCCUCUUAUGGGGUUUGGCCAAUCAGCGCCGAUGGCUAGCUGGGUUGCUAUCACCUGCAGCCUCCUGGUGCCAGGGCAUGCCGCUGAUCUCGCCUGCACCUCAAGUAUAAACCUGGCUUGCGCACGGCGCGGCAGAGAGGAUAUGAAGGCAGAGUGCCUAACUGGCAACUUCACUGCGCAAGAAGGUCGUUUGACUUACGCCAGUGGCUUUGAAGAAGGCUAUCUAGCUGGAAAGGAGGCAGCGCGUUCCAAGAAACUCACGUGGAGUCAGUAUGCUGUUUCCAUUGUUGUCGACCUGGUCCUUCUUUGGAUUGUAUUGGUGAGCUUUGCGCGACUGGAGCGCAUGUUCUAUGCGCCCAAACAGGAGAAGGUGAUUUGGGGCCAUGGAGCCGCCACCAUGAACUUUUCCGGGGCGGAGCCUGGUUUGUUGCAGAAAGCCUGGGAGAAACUCUUUCCAAGUCGAUCUGGCGCCUUUGUACCGCGCAAUGUGAGCGAGGCGUAUGAAGCUGCCAGGCAGCAUCAACGGCAGACCAGCUAAGAAUGAGUUGAGGUAUAGUACC
This is a messenger RNA of Cladocopium goreaui, 566 nucleotides long. Lineage: Eukaryota; Dinophyceae; Suessiales; Symbiodiniaceae. The record is from the annotation of a GenBank genome assembly.